AUGUCAACUGAGGUCAAAUCAAUAUCAACUUCAUCUAAACUUCGUUUUGGAAAUGAUCCACUACAGGUUUCUGAUAGAAUAUAUUUCGUGGAUGCUGCUAAUAAGAGCUUGACUACCUUUCCAUUAGACAUCCUACUACUAAAGGAAUUAGAAGAAGUGCAUCUAGAAAAUAAUCAGAUUGAUGAAAUCCCCCCAGCUAUUGAGAACUUAAAGAAUCUCAGAAUCCUGUACGUGAACAAAAACAAACUGAGCAAACUGUGUCCAGAGCUGGGGAAACUGAGUAAACUGGAGGGCUUGGACCUGAGCAACAACCCCCUCCUGGUAUCCUCCCUUCCUGUCCUCAGCAACAUUCACUCACUGCGCGAACUCCGACUCUACAACAGCAACCUAGAGGAGAUUCCUAUUGUCAUCUGUAAGUUCCUUCAUCAUUUGGAGCUGCUUGGACUGAGUGGCAACAACCUAAAAGCUCUGCCCAGGGAAGUAAUGACUCAGGUCAAGCUGAGGGAGAUCUACCUGAAGCAUAAUCAAUUUGAAACUUUUCCUCCAGAGCUCUGCAUGCUUCCCAAUCUGGAGAUCAUUGAUUUUGAUGAGAACAAGUUAAGUAUCAUCCCAGAAGAGAUCAAGGACCUAAAAAAGUUACAGAAGUUUUAUGUGGCUUACAACAACUUGUCUGUUCUACCUGAGUCACUGGGACAAUGCAGUUACCUAACGGUAUUGGACUUAUCCUAUAACUCUCUUCAUUCCAUCCCACAAAGCCUGGAUGGGAUUUUGGAGAUGACUGAGCUGGGUCUGAGUGGGAACAACCUGGGGAAGAUACCAAAGUUCAUCUGUAAGUGGACUUCGCUGCACCUGCUCUACCUUAUGAACACUGGUCUACCAGCAUUGCGCCGCUCCUUCCGGCAUCUGAUCAAUCUGCGCUUCCUGGAUCUCAGCCAGAACCUUCUGGAUUGCUGUCCCCAAUUUAUCUGUACAAUGAAGAAUCUGGAAAUUCUGGCACUGGAUGAUAAUAAGCUAUGGAAGCUGCCUUCAGACUUUGGCUCACUUUCAGAACUGAAGAUCCUUGGGCUAUCUGGAAAUCAGUUCUUUGCAUUUCCACAAGAAAUACUUUCAUUAGAAUCUUUAGAAAAAUUAUACAUUGGGCAAGAUAUGGGAAACAAGUUCACCAGUUUACCAGAAAACAUUAAUAUGCUACAGAAUCUUAAGGAGCUGUAUAUAGAGAACAAUGAGUUGGAAUCCCUGCCUAACUCCUUAGGCCAAAUGCCUAACCUGAAAAUUCUUGAUUGUCGCCACAAUUUGCUUAAACAGCUUCCUGAUACCAUUUGUCAAGCACAAGGUUUGACAGAAUUACUACUUGAUCACAACUUGCUCACCCAUCUUCCAUAUAAUUUGGAUUCUCUAGUGAACCUGACUGUCCUGACAGUACAGAACAAUCCACUGGAAGAACCUCCAAUGGAAGAGUGUGUCAAAGGCUGUCAGGCCAUCUGGGACUACCUUAAGGAUCUCAGAAUGAAGAUAUCAAUGACGACAAAGAUUCAGGCAUGGUGGCGUGGAAUGAUGGUGCGUAAAGGACUAGGAAAAUUCGAAGAACUAAGGUUGCAGAAAAAGGGAAAGAAUUCUGCGAAAGAUAAGAAAGAUGGAAAGAAACUCCCUAAAAAGCCAAAAAAGAAGGCAUAA
Messenger RNA from Sorex araneus (European shrew), 1674 nucleotides. It is a transcript of the gene LRRIQ4, whose product is annotated as leucine rich repeats and IQ motif containing 4. Gene Ontology annotation, molecular function: protein binding. The coding region runs from base 1 to 1674 and encodes 557 amino acids. The record is from RefSeq and is a predicted model, not a curated record. Lineage: Eukaryota; Metazoa; Chordata; Mammalia; Eulipotyphla; Soricidae. The transcript is spliced from 5 exons.